UUGUUUGCUGAUCCAACAGCCGACUCUGCGAAAUUCCGUUUGCUAUUUUCUUUUCGCUUUUUGAUCGAGAGACGGAAAAUGUACCGCUUGGCGGCAUUUCUGCUCCAGUGCCUGGCACUGGCUUCCGCCGGUGUUUAUCCCAACUACCACGCCGACUUCGUGGACGGAGAUGUGGAAAUUGAGAUGCGCCAACAGCAAAUGAAAUGGUGGCAGGCUGGAACAUUCUAUCAAAUCUAUCCAAGGUCGUUUAAAGACAGCAAUGGCGAUGGCGUGGGCGAUCUAAAUGGCAUUACUGCGAGUCUCCCGUACCUCAAGGAGCUGGGCAUCACAGCCACUUGGCUCUCGCCCAUAUUUACAUCGCCUAUGGCAGAUUUUGGCUAUGAUAUUGCCAACUUUACCGAAAUCGCGCCCAUCUUUGGCACCAUGGCGGACUUUGAGCAACUGAUGCGAGCUGCCAAUGAGCAGAACAUCAAAAUCAUUUUGGAUUUUGUGCCCAAUCAUUCGAGCGAUGAGUGCGAGUGGUUCAAGCGCUCGGCAGCCGGUGAGGAAAAAUACAAGGACUAUUAUGUUUGGCAUCCGGGACAUCUAGUAAAUGGCACACGGCAGCCGCCCAGCAAUUGGAUCAGCGUGUUUCGAGGCUCCGCCUGGCAAUGGCACGAAGGUCGCAAGGAGUAUUAUCUUCAUCAGUUUGUUAAAAAGCAGCCCGACUUGAAUUAUCGCAACCCCAAAGUCCGAGAAGCGAUGCAGAAUGUGCUGCGCUUUUGGCUGGCAAAGGGCGUGGCUGGCUUUCGGAUCGAUGCUGUGCCGCACGUCUUUGAGUUAGCCCCGAAUUCUGAAGGCCAAUAUAAAGACGAGCCGCGCAACGAUUGGGUCCAUGAUCCCGAUGACUACGGUUAUCUCCAGCACAUUUACACUGUCGAUCAGCCAGAGACCAUUGCUCUGGUCUACGAGUGGCGAGCUGUGCUCGAUGAGUAUCAACGUCAGCAUGGCGGUGAUGAGCGCAUAUUACUCGCUGAGACCUAUUCACCCAUCGAUAUAGUGAUGAAGUACUAUGGAAACGGAACGGCGGAGGGUGCACAGCUGCCAUUCAACUUUCUGCUGAUUAGCGAGCUGACAAAUGCAUCGAACGCAGAGGCAUAUGCGCAAACGGUGCGCAAAUGGCUGGAUCAUAUGCCAGAGGGGCGCACAGCUAAUUGGGUGCUGGGCAACCAUGACAAGCCCCGCGUUGCCUCUCGUUUGGGCACGGAUCGCGUGGACAUGCUUAAUAUGCUGACGGCCACUUUGCCAGGCGCCAGCGUUACCUAUCAGGGGGAAGAGCUGGGCAUGACUGAUGUGUGGAUCUCUUGGAAUGACACUGUCGACCCAUCGGCCUGCAACACUAAUCCCAAUAUCUAUGAACAGUACACACGUGAUCCGGAACGCACACCUUUUCAGUGGAGUGCUGACGAGGAUGCUGGCUUUAGCAAUGCCAGCAAGACUUGGUUGCCUAUCGCCAAGGACUACAGAGAGGUCAAUGUGGUUGAACAACGCAAGGAUCCUCAGAGUCAUCUCAAUAUCUACAAGCAGCUAAUACAGCUGCGCCACAACGCUAGUACUUUGCAACUAGGAGCCACCGAGGUAAAGGCUCUCAGCGGUGCAGUCCUAGCUGUGAAGAGAUCCCUGUUGCAUGACUAUACCUAUUUUACCGUUCUGAACAUCAAUGAUGGCACAGAGACAGUCAAUUUGCAAGAGAGCUUCGAAAAUCUACUCCCCCAGCUAGAAGUUGUCUUGGCCACAAGUCAAUCCAAAUCAAAAGCAGGGGACAUUGUUGAUGUUACUGCUUUAAGUCUGUUGCCAAAGGAGGCCUUGAUACUGCGUACAACCGGCAAGUUAGCUACCGCAUCGGGCUACUACACAUAUUAUACCUCUGGAAACUCCCGUCACAUGCCUGUGAUUGGCAUCUAUACGCUCCUGACUGAAGUGGCAGUGCUUCUGAGUUAUCUCAGCUACUUAGCGGUAUAAGCAUCUCAGAAUCAAUUCUAUUCAGUCAAUUAAAUAUAUACUUAAAAACUGACAAAGCA
Messenger RNA from Scaptodrosophila lebanonensis, 2060 nucleotides. Its product is annotated as maltase A3. Gene Ontology annotation, biological process: carbohydrate metabolic process. The transcript is spliced from 6 exons. The coding region runs from base 79 to 2001 and encodes 640 amino acids. The record is from RefSeq and is a predicted model, not a curated record. Lineage: Eukaryota; Metazoa; Arthropoda; Insecta; Diptera; Drosophilidae.